ACAGUCAAUUAAUGUUUUUGACACGCCUAUUUGAUUACAGUCCCUGUUUUAUAUGAUUAUUUCAUUAAAUUGUGUUGUAAUAUCUAUUUUGUGAAGUGAUUUCAGUGCUCUAGUACAUUGUUUAUUGUAUAAACAAUAUUGCGUGUGUCAAUAUCUUCAUACUUCACGAAUUAUCAAGCGAGCAUGGCGACCAUGACCGAUCCCUACGGCACGACGGGCACCCUGACCCUCAAGUGGGACCCCAAGAACCUGGAGAUCCGCACCACGUCGGUGGAGAGGACCCUGGAGCCCCUCGUGCUGCAGGUCACCACACUGGUGAACAGCAAGGAUAGAGCCGCCAAGAAGAAGAGGCCUGGCAAGUCCAAACGGGCUAGUGCUUUGGUGGCGACCGUGGAACGAGCGACGGACAUCUUCAUAGAGCGAGGGCAGACCAUCGCGUACGAGAACCCCGAGAUCACGGAUGAGAUGCUGGCCGCGGUGGAGGAAGUCAGGAAGGCGGGCGCGGCGAUGAGCGUGGCGGCGCGCGAGUUCUCGGAGGAGCCGUGCGCGUCGGCCGUGCGCUCCGGCAUGGUGCGCGCCGCGCGGGCGCUGCUGUCCGCCGUCACGCGCCUGCUCAUCCUCGCCGACAUGGUCGACGUGCACCUGCUGCUGUCCAAGCUGCGCACGGUCGAGACAGAUCUGGACAAGCUUAAGUCGGCAUCCUCCCAAUCCGAACUGGUGGAAUCAGCUCGCCAGUUCGGAAGGUCCGCCAACGAGUUGGCAGCUCAAGCCGCCAAGCGUCAGCAGGAGCUGAAGGAACCCCGGAUGAAGGACGAGCUUGCUGCUGCCAGGGCUGUGCUCAAGAAGCAUUCUACCAUGCUGUUGACUGCGUCUAAGGUGUACGUGCGCCACCCCGAGCUGGCGGCGGCGAAGGCCAACCGCGACUACGUGCUGCGUGCCGUGUGCUCCGCCGUCGACACCAUCUCCAGCGUGGCGCAGGGCCGCCCGCUGCCCAACGGAGGCACGCGCCCUCCGACGGAGGGUCCGGGCGAACUAGCGCAGGCGCUCGACGAUUUUGACGAGCGCAUGGUGAUGGAGCCGCUAGCGUACUCGGAGUUGCGCACGCGGCCGUCGCUGGAGGAACGGCUCGAGUCCAUCAUUUCAGGCGCAGCCCUCAUGGCUGACAGCUCUUGCACCAGGGACGAACGUCGAGAGCGCAUCGUGGCCGAGUGCAACGCGGUGCGGCAGGCGCUGCAGGACUUACUGCACGAGUACAUGACCAAUGCGGGACGCGCGGAGCAGUCGGAAGCGCUGGAGCGCGCCAUCGAGGGCAUGUGCCGCAAGACGCGCGACCUGCGCCGCCAGCUGCGCAAGGCCGUCGUCGACCACGUCUCCGACAGUUUCCUGGAGACCAACGUGCCGUUACUGGUGUUGAUGGAGGCAGCCCGCAACGGCAACGAGAAGGAAGUGGAGGAGUACGCCCUCGUGUUCACUGAGCACGCCAACAAGCUUGUCGAGGUGGCAAACCUGGUGUGCUCGAUGUCGAACAACGAGGAUGGUGUGAAGAUGGUGCGACAUGCUGCCGGGCAAAUAGAGGCGCUCUGUCCACAGGUGAUCAACGCAGCACUGGUGCUGGCGGCGCGGCCGCGAUCGCGGGUGGCCCAGGAUAACGCGGGCGCGUUCGCUCGCGCCUGGGAGGCAGCCGUGCGGCUGCUCACCGACGCAGUCGACGACAUCACCACCAUCGACGACUUCCUCGCCGUCAGCGAGAACCACAUCCUGGAGGACGUGAACAAGUGCGUGGUGGCACUGCAGGAGGCCGACCCCGACUCGCUCGAGCGCACCGCCGGCGCCAUCCGUGGCCGCGCGCACAGGGUGUGCUCCGUGGUGACACAGGAAAUGGACAACUACGAGCCCUGUAUAUACACGAAGCGGGUCCUCGAGGCUGUCACCGUGCUCAGGGAUCAAGUAAUGUCAAAGUUCGCGGUUCGCGUGGACGCGGCGGUGUCCGCGUUGGGCGGCGGCGCGGGCGCAGGCCUCGAUGAAAACGACUUCAUCGACGCGUCGCGGCUCGUGUACGACGCGGUCAGGGAGAUCCGGAGGGCUGUUUUGAUGAACAGGACCAGCGACGACCUCGACACCGACACGGAGUUCGAACCGGUCGAGGAUAUGACCAUGGAGACGAGGAGUCGAUCGAGCGCUCACACCGGCGAACAUGGUGUGGAUGAGUAUCCAGAUAUCAGUGGCAUCACGAACGCUAGGGAGGCCAUGCGGAAAAUGACCGAGGAGGACAAGCGCAAGAUCCUGCAGCAGGUGGAGCUGUUCCGACGCGAGAAGAUGACCUUCGACAACGAGGUGGCCAAGUGGGACGACGCCGGCAAUGAUAUCAUCAUGCUCGCCAAGCACAUGUGCAUGAUCAUGCUCGAGAUGACGGACUUCACCAGGGGGCGCGGCCCAUUGAAAACUACAAUGGAUGUCAUCAACGCGGCCAAGAAGAUAUCCGAGGCAGGCACUAAACUGGACAAGUUAACUCGAGAAAUUGCUGAACAGUGCCCGGAGUCGUCCACCAAGCAGGACCUGCUUGCAUACCUGCAGCGCAUCGCUCUCUACUGCCAUCAGAUACAAAUCACAAGCAAGGUGAAGGCGGACGUGCAGAACAUAUCCGGAGAGCUUAUUGUCAGCGGGCUGGACAGCGCGACGUCACUCAUACAGGCCGCCAAGAACCUCAUGAAUGCGGUGGUCCUCACCGUCAAAGCGUCUUACGUCGCCUCCACCAAGUACACGAGGCAGGGCACCAUCGCUUCACCGAUCGUGGUGUGGCGGAUGAAGGCGCCGGAGAAGAAGCCGCUCAUCCGGCCGGAGAAGCCCGAGGAGGUCCGCGCGAAGGUCCGCCGCGGCAGCCAGAAGAAGCAGCCGAGCCCCGUGCACGCGCUCGCCGAGUUCCAGAGCCCGGCUGAGAGUGUUUAAGGCAAUAAGGCGAGCUUCGGAAACGUCGUAUUUAUUUAUAUUUAAAGUAAAUUCGGAAGCUCACAACAAAAUUGUAUUGUGAUUGUAAUUUCUUAAAUUUAUAGCUCAUUUAUUAGUAUUAAUAUAUAUAUAUAUAUAUAAGGCCCAUUUCAUAUUGAGCGAAGUGCGGAUAAUAAUCAAUAAAACAAAAUAAAAAAAAAAAAAUAUUGGCAGAAAGUUACAUAGUUACAACAGAAAAUACAGUAAUGUUUUUAAAUAUAAGAAGUGUCUCUUAUCAGGCAAAAGGAACUGGCUCAGCUGAUGCUGCGGGUGUCCCAGUGCAGUGUGUACAGCUGCACAGCGCUGGUAUACAGCUAGUAGUGUAUUGAAUGACUUAAAAAAAAUAUAUAUAUAAAAACUGUUUAUCAUGAAAAGUUACAACACAACGUAACACAUCUAAAUGAUAUCUUUAAAUUUUAUUUAUUUAUUUACACAUUACACUGAACAAACUUUUCAUUUAAAUAAUUUAUUAGAUACAAUGUCUUUUUAAGAAAAUAAUGUAAAUUAUACAUGCUACAUAUGACAAAAACAACAGAGAAAUUAAGAUUACACAAUUAUAUAAUAACGUUAUUACUUUAUUUUGAAAUUAGAAUAAAAGAAGAAAAAUAUAUUAAAAAAACAAAAUGAAUGUAGCAGUAUUUGUGCAAAGGACCUUGUUCACUACACUAUUAAACUGCACCGAGUAUUUUUGAGCUUUAUUAAUCAUUUUAAUACAAAAAAACAAAUCACUAUAUUGUAAUGGAACAUUAGAAUAUAUAUCGCGAUGCAAUAUUCACCUAACGCCAUCUAUGUGGUCAAUAGUGAACUAAUUUUGCUGUUUACUGAACAGAUUUAACUCAGCAUGUGUCGCAGUUUCAUAUCUGAAGCUACGCCAUUGAUUUUCAGUAGGCCCUAAAUAUGUAAAUUUUUAUUUGACAUAUUAAUCACUGGCUGCGCUUCGUUCGAUCUGGAACGGGCCUAAUCGGCCAAAAUUGUAUUAUUUUGCAUGCAUUUUUAUACUGUUAUGAAUAUUAAUAAUUAUAGUGAGUUAUUAAUGAAAGUGGGUUGCAAUUUUGAAAAUGCUCUAUAAAGAAAUAAACUGUUUCCUGCGGUUUCGCACGCGGAUCUUUUUAGCUCUUAUUUUUAUAUGGGAAUGUAUGUUUCAUGAUUAGUAAUCUUUCAUUCUUUUUUAAUACAAUCGUUUUUAGAAAUUUCGUCUAUCUAUCUGUCUGUUUGUUCCAACAUCACACAAAAAUUACUGCACCAAGUCGGAUGCGGUUAUUAUAGUUGUAUUUCUAAAGGUGUAACUUAAAAACUGAUUUGAUCUUAACACAUCAUCUAUAAGUGAUCUAUUUCAUUGUAUUUCCAACUUCUGAAAUCCACGCGGUGCGAACUAGCUGGUAAAAAGGUUGUAAACCAUAAAAAGUGUACGGUCAACAUUGCAACUCACUUUAGUGCAAGUCGGUUAAGGAGUAACGAAAAUUUCUACGUAAUAAGACAGCCAAAUUUUUAUAGUUAACCCACGUAUGGUACAAUAAUACUGUAGGUAUUAAACAGUUAAAAUUAACUAAAGCAAGGAAUUAUGGAAAAAUACUGGUAUCACGUUUGGUUAAGUUAAGAAAACGAAUGAGGCAACUUCAAACAUGUGAUUUCAAGAUGGCAGCUAGAUUUCUAGCCAUUUUUCUCUUUUUUAUAAAUAAAUUGUUUAAAUCUAGCACGCGUGAGUGACAUUUGUCAUAUUGACAAAUAUCGCUUUAAACUUCACGAAUUGUAAUCUCAGUAUUGGGAACGUUCUAGAAGAAGCGCAGAGCGUUGUAGCAAAUCGCAGAAGGUGCCUGAAGCUGCUAAGAUCAGCGCAGACUAAUGGAAUCGUGGUGAACAUCAAUUGAUUUGAAAAUUACACGAUCGAAGUUUAUUAUUAUUAUGCUUACUAAUGUUAUAAUUUAGCUGCAUGGUCCCGUCAUAGAAUACGCCGCCCCUUCCUUUCCCGUGGGUGUCGUAAGAGGCAACUAAGGCAGCGCCAGGGAUGGACAGCAGCGUCCCUCUUAACCCUUCUUUGCAUUACAUUGGUGAAUUAAAUCGAGGUGAUAUAAUUCGUGUUCAAAAUUAAAGGAAAAAUGGUUGAAAAAAUAAAUUUGACAGCUAUGGUUUUUUUUUUCUGCAAUGGAAAUUAAAAAGGUGUCCAGACAAGAUCAACUUAAAAUGAACUUGUUCUUUUAUAUAAUUUUGGACAUUCAAUGUUAUGAUGGAAAUUUCCACCAUUAUGCAAAGAAGGGUUAAAACAUCUCCAGAGUCUAACUGUGGUUGCCAAUCCGCCUGACAAGCGUAGCAACUAGUGACUCCCUAAAGGGGAGGCUUGUGUCCAGUAGUGGACAAUUAAAGGCUGAUACGAUGAUGAUGAUAUUAUAAAUGUGAAAAUGAGUUUGUUUGUUUGUUUGUUACCUCUUGGCAUCUUUACAGUUAAGCGACCGCUAUGAAAUUUUGGUAUACACGUACUAUAUGGGGAUGGAGAAAAGGAUAUAGGCUACCUUUUAUCGCGGUCAUGCGGACAAAGUCGCGAAUAAAAGCUAGUAUUUUAUUAAAUGAAACUACAUUUUUUCGAAAUGGUCCUAAUAUUUUUUCUUUAUGGGUGAAAAUGGUAUGGUAACUUUGCCUGCGCUAACGGGAUACGCUGGCGGAGCACCAGUGAAGGGUGAUAGAUGAGAAUGAAAACAGGCCAGUUAGCCCAUCAUGAUGAAUUCAUUAGGAAUUAACCAUGAUAGUUUUCAGGGGGAACCGCGAGGAGGUCAAACUGGUUGGGUAUAUUGCUAGCAAUGGAACUGGUAGUCUGCAUUACUAACAAUCCCUUCUCCCCCACAAAUUUAAAGUUAAAUUUGUCAUAAUGACAAAUGUCACUCAUGCAAGCGAUAGGGUUUAUUUGAAACUAAUCCAUCGGCAUAUUGUACGUAAGGUCUAAUUAGCGGAACUUGUAUAACACAUUAGAACAUUUAUAUAACGCAGUCGAGUAAUAUGAUAAGAGUGUUUACGUCGUAGUGUGUUAAUAUCGAAAUUGUUUUUGAAAAACAGUUGUACAAUUUUAAAUUAUAAUUUUUAGUCUAUGAUUAACGUUUCAGUUAUCUACCUAUUUUUGAAUAAUUAGUCAGAAACAAUUGUGUAGUUUUUCUUGUUUAAGAAUUGUUCCAAUAUUGUGCACCGCUGUAUCCGCUGACAUUGACGCUCCUUUCCACUUUGGGUGUUGAUGGCGGAGAACUCUUGCAGAGUUAAGCUCGCCUUUGUACGUUUGCUCACCUCUGUCAUAUUUUUUUAUGUAUUUAUCAAUGUGUACAAUAAAAUAUAAAAGAAAAUAAAUUGAUAAUUGUUAAAUUGUUUUUUCGAAAAUGGACAGGUAACUGGGAAGUUGCCACACUACGGUGUAAAUACACACAGUGUUCGAUCCCAACGAUUUAUCAAAACAGCUCACAAUUUGUAAUAAGUAGAAACGUAGAUUAGUCUUGGAUAACUAGUUUGUAAGAGAUAUAGCAAUACUGUGGGCGUUUGAUAAAUACAUACCAUAUAUGUAUAACAUUUGUAAAUCAUAAAAAUAAACAAAGUUAUUCCAAUAUAUUUUUACUGAACCGCUUGGUUGUCUUGCGGAAGUUCAUCAUCAUCAUCACCACUUCAGCCCUUAUCUCACCACUGUCACAGAUAAUAUAAUACUGUACUAGUACAGAUAGAAUGUCUUAACCGUUUUGGUGCCAUUCAUUUUUACUAUCUACUUAAAAAUGCCAAAGAAAUCUUUGUCGUGUUGAUGUCAUUUACCAUUGUCUCUAACCGAAACCGUAUCUCCUCCGAAAAUGAUCCAAUUUUCAUAAUUUUUCUACAGCGAACUAAACAGCGACUGAUUUCACGAGCGCAACGGCAUUCGUAGUCACUCAAACGGUUAAACAAAAAAGUGGAAAGCCCCAACGCGGCUUAUUCAGCGAUUUUAUUCUUAGUUGUUCAUAUGCCCGCUCGAUGUCGCUACUUUCCUAGUCGUUAUUAAAUUAUUUACCGACGACUACUAGUUGAGUUAGCAACCAACAGAUGGCGUAAAUAUCUGGCGUUUGCUAACGUUGUGGUAUAUUGUAGCCACUGCUGAACGUAGACUGUCAUAAUAAAGAAGGGGGCCGUCCCUUAUGACAGUUUACCACUUUACGGAGAUUUUGCUAGCAAUUGCCACGUUUGACUAGUGAUGUCUUCAGAGGGACGCUGCUACCUAUACCUCGGUCAUUAAUUUCCCUUAAUCGCUAUGUCGGGACCUACACGUCAAGUAUUUUUUUUUAUACAACUUAGAAUGGCAAACAAGCUGACGGCCCACCUGAUGGAAAAUGGUAACCGUCGCCUAUUGACAUGAGCAGUACCAUGGACAUAACAGAGUAUACUGUUUCGCCCAUGAUACCCCCCAUGCGUUGCUAUUCCUGAGGACUCAGGUGCUAUUCCUCUGUACCCAAUAAAUUCACGCCAUAUCCCACCCUUCAAACCGAAACACAGCCAUGCAAACACAACUGCUUCACGGUAGAAACACGAAUGGGACAGAGGUAUCCAAGCAAUCGACUUUUGUACAAAGUCUCCCUCUGGUAGUAGCAAGGAUAGUUAAAAAUUGUAUCGUUCUUGCCAUGUUUCUUUGGGAAAAAAUAUUCAAUUUCACACUUACAUUUGUCCAACAGUGGGACAUUUUGUUUAUUUUUAUGAUAAAUUUUAAUGCUAGUUAUUUAUUUAGGAUUAGGAUAGGUUUAUACACGAACUUAUUAAAUACAAAACAUAUAUAACGAUUUAUUAUUUGCCUUCAUAAAAAUGUAAAACCUUAAGCUAUAUGGAUAGAGCAUCGAGUGUAAAAACCGGUCAACUUUUUGUCUAAGAACAAAGAAUUACACAGAAGGAAUGAUAAAAUAAAAACUGUAACGUACACGGUUGCCUCCUCUCUUAUUAAGUUUUUAUUUUACCGUUCCUUCUGUCUAAUUACUUGUUCUUAGCUUUUGACAACUGAUUUGACGUUUGAUUUGACAUUUUGACACAUAUCUUUUUUAAAAUCAGAACGCGCCAUUUAUAUAGUGUUGCAAGUUAAAAGUUUGCCAGGCCCAGUCGGUUUUCUAAAUUUGAAACGGCCACUGUUUUUUAGAUUCACCAGGAGGAAAAAAUAUAAAAUACAUAUGUAUAGUUUUUUAUUUUAUACUUUAUUGCACUUAAAAGAAAGAAAGAUACGGCGAUUAGUUUACCAACUUAUUAGCAAGAAUAGGUUUAUCUUUAAAUGAUUUAAAAACGAUAACAUAUGAUAAGUCUACAUUUCAAAGCAUCAGUAUUAUCAGUUCGAAUCGUUAUGCAUUGUUUGUCUUGUCCUUAUUUAUUAUAUUAUAUAUUUAUUUUUCAACUUACAAUGUAAUUUCUCCCAUAAAUUUAAUAAUUAUUUUUUAUGGUAACCCUUUUGGUGUACACGUGGAAAAAAAAGUUCACUUAGUAUAUAUAUAUAUAUAUAUAUAUAUAUAUAUAUAUAUAUAUAUAUAUAUAUAUAUAUAUAUAUAUAUAUAUAUAUAUAUAUAUAUAUAUAUAUAUUGUUUCAAUUAAACCUUCAAAAAAAGAGUAUAUUCCUUUUUAAAAGGCCGGCAGCACACCUGGCAUUGCUGGUGUUGUGCGUGAUCAUGGGCGGCGGUAGUCACUUACCAUCAGGUGAGCCGCAUGCUCGUUUGCCCCCUGUGUUGUAAAAAAAAACUUUAUAAUAUAUAUAUAAAUUUAUAUUCAUUUACUAUAUUAAUUUAUUUAUUAUACGAUUAGAUACCUUGUCUCUUUCAACUUUCCUGAUCCCGUAAUCCUGUCCCUAAAUUUUCCGCCACUAUAUUCCCGUUUUGUGUUGAGCCAAUUUCCCUGAUUUUUAAUAAAACUUGAAUGGCUAAUGGCUACCCUAAAAAGCCAAAGCAAAGAAGAAAAAAGUUGACCAGUUUUUAAUGAAGCAAUUGUAUGGAAACACUAUGUUUAUAAUCUAAGUGUAAAAGCUACAAUUAGGGGAAAGAGGGGUUGAAGUAGUCGUUUAAUACUAGGGUACAAGUAAUAUCCCAUGCCUAUAUAUAUAUUUUUUUUUAUGGGUGAAAAUGAUAUGGUAACGGUAACUCCGCCUGCGCUAACGGGAUACGCUGGCGAAGCACCAGUGAAGGGUGAUAGAUGAGAAUGAAAACAGGCCAGUUAGCCCGUCAUGAUGAAUUCAACUAGAAUUAGUCACGACGGUUUCCAGGGGAACCGCGUGGAGGUAGACCUGACAGGGUAUAUUGUUAAUAAUGAGGCUAUUUGACCCCAUUACUAUCAACCCGUUCCCCCCAAUCAGGUUGAGUUGGUACAUCGUGGUAGUUUCCAGGGACGAUCGCAUGGGAAGGUUAACAAUACGGGUGUAUAUCAGGUCGACCUCCACGCGUUUCACCUGGAAACCAUCGUGGCAAAUUCUAGUGGUAUUCGUCACGAUGGGCUAAUUGACCUGCCUUUUCAUCCUCACCUAUCAUCCUUCACUGGUGCCCCGCCAGUGUAUACCGAUAGCGCAGGCGGGGUUACCAUUCCAUUUUCACCCAUCAAAAAAAGCUGCCUUACACUUAUUUCAACCCCUCAGGUGUGACUUGUUUAUAAUUAUUUUUAUAUUUAAGUACUUUUGUAACAUUUUAUUUAUUUUGUUAUUCCUAGGAAGUAUUAUAUUAAUAGAUAUUGUGAUUGACAAUUUUUCCAAUUUUCUAUAAAAAAAAAGAAUGUUUUAAACUCAAUAAUUAGGUGAUGAUAUAGAAUAAAUUGUACUUACA
Molecule: messenger RNA, 9755 nt
Organism: Galleria mellonella (greater wax moth)
Lineage: Eukaryota; Metazoa; Arthropoda; Insecta; Lepidoptera; Pyralidae
Gene: alpha-Cat
Product: catenin alpha
Exons: 24
Coding region: 184-2946 (920 amino acids)
Biological process (GO): cell-cell adhesion; cell migration
Cellular component (GO): catenin complex; actin cytoskeleton; adherens junction
Molecular function (GO): actin filament binding; structural molecule activity; cadherin binding
Source: RefSeq, a predicted model, not a curated record